AUGUUUCAUGAUAUUUUUCUGGCAUUGGAUGUUAUAUCAGAAGGAAUGGAGAUAGUCAGACCUCGAUCUGAACCGAGUUUCCGAGAAAUCGCAGAUAUCUUGUGGCCGCGGGUACCAUUGACAGAUCUAUGCCUGGGAAAGGUUGAAACACAUCCAAGUUGUCCAAUCCGGUCGGCGACUCACAAUAACGUUCUACAACGAGAAGAGAAGAUUGGAAUAGCUGUUUCAGUCCACGAUCACUGGACGACAAAUGAUGAUACAGAGUAUGGCGACAAUGGCAAUACUGUGAAAGAGCCCCGUCUGAACGGUGAUCUGCUGUCGUGCGAAACUUUGCACGAUUCAAAAGAUGUCAGAACUUGUUAUUCGGGUCUUUUGCCAGAGACAAAUCGAUAUCAAUUGUCAGAUCGGCCAAUCCAUUUCACCAAGCCAUUAUCGAAGACAAACCUAGCUCAGUUGCCAAAUUAUCAGCAACUGGCGUCGAAUGUUGGGGCAGGGCACUUAGAGGAGCGCUGGCUUGAAAAGCCUCGAGAUGGAAGACUGGAGGAAGUUGCAGAGACCCAAAGCAGAGACAAACUCAACACGCAGGAAAAGAUAGCAAAAGUUAUAGAUGGCGCCUUCGCUAUUGCGAGAACUUCUAAAUCGGGACCUAAUGAUUCAUCACAGGCUCAAAGCACUGUGCGAUCGUUCAAUUCAAAACGAAUAUUUAAUCGCAUCGCUGCCAAAGACUGGACAUGGCCCAAGCCUGAGCUCUCGCUUGGAUAUAAAUGUAACCCCAUCGCAGGCACGGAGUGCUGGGAGGCUAUAGGGCCAGCUACCGAUCUUUUCACUUUGAUUGCUGGACCCAUCAAAAAUCUGCUUGAUGCCAGAGUUGAUGAUCUUGAAGCUCACGAACAUGUUGCAGGAGAUGUACUUACGUUCAGCAUGUACAUGGUUGGGAAGGAUGCAUCUGUCGCGAGGCCAAUGCUCUUGUUCGUCUGCAAGAGUUUAAAGGUAAGAAAACGGGCGAUUAAGUUUCUGAAGGAAAGCAAGAUCUUGAACCCCUAUCCAGAGAUAAGGGUAGCGAAUUGCUCUUCUCCGCCUUCUGUUUAUGGUGUGGGCUUUUUAGAACUGCUUUCCGGGGAGGAACUGCCCAGUGAGACGACAACAGUCGGAAAAUCUGGGAUCGGUAUUAGAGUCACUGAUGAUUCACAACAAAAUGAUGCGGUUUUAACCAUCGUGGCUGUCGUAGGGUCAUUGUCGUUUCUAUUGUUUACCUUGUUUUUCGUUCUCAUUUUCUUUCGGAGAAGGAAACGCCGGCACAUGGCCGAUAUGGCUGAGGUUGAUCGUAUUGGAAACACUGGUCGUUCUAGUGAAUCUUUCGAGUAUUAUUCUCCAGCUGCUAUUCGGGGUCCACGUACGGAGAAUGCACACCAAUUCGAAGUCCAACAGGUAUCUCCCUUACGUUCAAGGACUCUUGAAUUUUGUGCCAUCAGGCCACAAAUGCGGGAACCGACACACCAAUCAUUGGAUAUCGAAGCAAUCCCAGCCCGAAAUUGUACAAUUGCAGUUGAUUCGAAUGCCAUGCAAAUCUCAGGCACAGUUGAGCACUCGAAAUCCUCGCGAACCGUCUUAGCUCGCAGUGGAACAUCCGUCACUUGUGUCUCGACCGGACGGCACGCGACUAUUGGGGGUUGCGUAACGUGCAAAGGCAUAAUGUACGCAAUGACAGCGGCCCAUUUGUUUGAAAGUCCUCAUCCCUCGAUCGGGAAUAGCAUCAGUCAGGCUGAUGGUCUGGAGGAUGAUUUCGAAUUUGAUGAUGAUGACGAUACAGUAGAUAGUGAGGACGACUCUACCAAAGUCGAAUUCGACAGUCGCAUUAGCGUAUCUUCAACACCGUCACAAACCAGACCCGCUGGCAACUCCAUCUCUUCUUUUCAAACUCAAGAGAUGAAGCUACGAGCUACUGUACUUGUUGCUCAAGGCCGCAACAACGAGAGUAAAACUUCACAAGUACGCUUAGUAUCAAUCAUAUCUUCUGCGCGGGAGGACUACUGGCAAGAGUCUGUUGCUAUGGGAAGUUUUUCUCCAUCUAUCCCAGAUGAAGAAGCAUUGUCUUCAGCCAUACCUGCUUCCCACCGGCAAAUACAGGAUCAUGCAUCAUCGAUUAGUUCAGAUCUCGGGCUGGACUGGGCUCUCAUUAGAUUACCCUUUGCAACUGGGCAUACUUUGUCUUUGUCUCCACUCGGCAUCAAACAAAAAGUUUCAAAGACACUCCCAAUCUUUAUUAGUCGGGGCGCCAGUCGGACCUACGGAUUUAUUUCCCAGACCCCCUCUAUGAUCAAGCUCUCCACGGGAGCCAAGUUUCAAGAAGUUUGGAGUGUCUACCUAGAUGAUGAUUUGCAAAAAGGGGACUCGGGCUGUUGGGUCUUAGAUGCUGUAACUGGUGCUCUUUAUGGACACAUCGUCACUGGUGUACCAGGGGGUAAGUUUGCAUCCAGUCUCCCAGACAUCCACCAACUUUCCACACUUCGAAUUACUGAUUUAGACAAGCAAAGCAUAUUAUCCGGAUUCUUCCACCACAGAUUCUCAGAGCAUGCGGCUAAGUCAACCAAAUACGAGGCUUAUUUCUCUUAUUUCGAAAAUCAGUGGCGGCAAGCGAAACAAAAUGAUCAUCCACACUACAACACCUUCAAUCGGGAAGUCAUUUUCGCCGUAUUGAGACAACUUCAAAAUGGCUAUUCGAAAGAAGACAUCAAGAUAAUGGCACCCGUCACCAAUUACGGAGAGACGGGAAAUUUAUAUUCACACGAGCAGGUUGACAGUAUUGUUGAUCUCGUAGCGAGAUUAUGGCUCAUGAUAAACACCGAAACUACAUUUCAGGGUAUAACAAGCCAGACGCGAAUCACCUGGUCCUCUGGCUCAGUCAAAGACCUCUUGGCAUCUCAUUUCCAACACGAGAUAAUCUUGACCGAUUCAGUCAAGCUCGAGAAAGUCUUCAACGCACGGAACAUCGAACGAAUGACCGAUGUGAAGAUUCAAUGGACGCCAAACUUGCUCGAUCAUCUACGUUUCAAUGAAGAUGGUAAAAUACCGGUGCUUAAUAUCUUCUACUGCGUCGAUUUCUUGGACCUGCAAAAAGAUAAGUCCGUAUCCCGCCUCUCUUUACUCAAACACACUCACGCCCGUAGUCCCCUCUUCCCUCCCCAUCUAGUCAACGAAACCCUCCAAACCCUCUCCCUCCUCCUCCCCACCCACGACCGCUCCACACACACCUGGUUCCGUACCCACACCCGCCAAAACCCCAACCUAGACAUCAACCUCCCCUCUAUCGGCCACCUCACCCUGCAACACCGCCAGAUCGCGCAUUUCAGGUACUGGCACGACCGGCUCGUGGUUUUGAAACAGUAUUUCGAUGAGAGUCAGCCGAGGACGGUGAAACAGUGGUGGUAUGAUGAUCGGAAACGCGUGCAGUGGUUUUGGGUUGCGAUGGUGCUUGUGGGCGGGACGUUUCUUUUUGGAUUGGUGCAGUGUGUGGAGGGGGGGUUGCAGGUUUGGGCGGCGAUGGGGGGAGGGGUGAGAGGGCGGUGGUGA
Glarea lozoyensis ATCC 20868 is the source of this 3570-nucleotide messenger RNA. RefSeq lists its product as uncharacterized. The record is from RefSeq and is a predicted model, not a curated record. Bases 1 to 3570 code for a protein of 1189 amino acids. NCBI's taxonomy places the organism in Eukaryota, Fungi, Ascomycota, Leotiomycetes, Helotiales, Helotiaceae. The transcript is spliced from 5 exons.